Messenger RNA from Puntigrus tetrazona (Sumatra barb), 6135 nucleotides. RefSeq names its product protein kinase C, zeta (gene prkcz). The transcript is spliced from 19 exons. The coding region runs from base 763 to 2571 and encodes 602 amino acids. The record is from RefSeq and is a predicted model, not a curated record. Gene Ontology annotation, molecular function: protein serine/threonine kinase activity; ATP binding; protein binding. Gene Ontology annotation, biological process: protein phosphorylation. NCBI's taxonomy places the organism in Eukaryota, Metazoa, Chordata, Actinopteri, Cypriniformes, Cyprinidae.
UAACGUCGGCCAAAACAGGAUCAUCCUGUUAUAUUAAGUAAAUGGUUCCAUCUGCGUCUUUCUUGAGAAGUGCAGGAGUUCAGGUGUAGUUUUUAGCCCAUUCACGUGCAUUAUUCCCUGCACGACCUACUUCUGUUUAAUUGGAUAAGCAUCAGGCUCUACCUAGAGAGAGAGAGAGAGAGAGAGAACGAGAGAGAGAGAGAGAGAGAGAGAGAGAGAGAGAACGAGAGCGAGGCCGGCUGGACCCGCAAACCGUUAUCCACCUGAAAAUAAAGCGUUCAUAGAAUCUGCACAUUCCUCGCUGACGUCACGGCGGAUGGAAUAAUAGAACACGCGUCGCGUCUCGCGCGAAACAAGCCGUCGCGCUCUUCUGUCGCGAUGUUACAAAGUGCAGCGCUACUUUGGUAAAUUUCCUCGCGACAGCGCUACACGCACGGAAUGUCCCACGGAAGCGCAGGCGAACAACAGGUGGAUUCCGAGGCCAAUCCAGACCUGGAAGUAGCCAUACUUCUGUGUCUCCCCGCCCCUGUGAGUAACCAUAGCAAAGACACCGUAAAAUCCAGCGUACCGGAAAGAAACUGAAGAACACGCUCGCGAUAUGGAUCGUUUCAGCGGUGACGCGACAUUGGGAGCAUUACGGACAAGAUUCACUCAAACGGUUCGUUCGGAAAUAUGACACUUCACGUCUGAUAUCGUCUUCUGAUACGCAGAGGCUGUUUUAUUUCUGUCCCAAGAGAGUGUUUGUGGACUUUGGGAGUUAUCAUGCCUGUCAGUAACGGAUCGAUGAUGGAUUUGCCCUCGGAAUAUGUGAAAGUAAAGGCGCAUUACGGAGGGGACAUGCUGAUAUCUGACUUGGAUUUGGCCAUGACUUACACGGAGGUGUGUGAGGAGGUCAGAACAAUGUGUGGAGUCAGAAAGGAGAUGCCAAUUACACUCAAGUGGAUUGACGAUGAAGGAGACCCGUGUACCAUCUCAUCCCAGAUGGAGCUGGAGGAAGCAUUUCGGAUCUACAACCGGAACCGGCGCUCUGGACUCCUUUUGCAUGUGUUCCCGAGCAUUCCCGAAAAGCCUGGUAUGCCGUGCCCAGGAGAAGACAAAUCGAUCUACCGCCGUGGAGCUAGACGAUGGAGGAAGCUGUACCGGGUGAACGGACACCUCUUCCAGGCCAAGCGCUUUAACAGGAAAGCGUACUGUGGCCACUGCAGCGAGAGGAUAUGGGGACUGGGGCGUCAGGGCUACAAGUGUAUCAACUGCAAGCUACUGGUCCAUAAACGCUGUCACAAGCUCGUCCCACUGACCUGUCAAAGGCAUAUGGAUCCAGUCAUGCCAUCACAGGAGCCGUUGGUAGACGAUGAUAAAAGUGGAGAGGAAGUGGAGCUCCCCCCUGAGGACCCUGAGGAAACAGACGCAAUCCCUUUUUUUUCAGGACACAACCGGAAAGUGGACAAAGCUGAAGAUGACACGGAGGAUCUGAAGGCAGUGGUGGACGGUAUCGAGGGGAUUCAGAUCUCUCAGGGGCUCGGUCUGGGGGACUUUGACCUGAUCCGGGUGAUUGGGAGGGGCAGUUAUGCUAAGGUGCUGCUGGUCCGACUCAAGAAGAACGAACAGAUUUACGCCAUGAAGGUGGUGAAGAAAGAGCUGGUCCAUGAUGAUGAGAAGAAGAGAAAGGACAUUGACUGGGUCCAGACAGAGAAACACGUUUUUGAACAAGCAUCAACCAAUCCAUUCUUGGUGGGACUUCACUCUUGCUUUCAGACAGAGAGCCGGCUGUUUCUAGUGAUCGAGUAUGUGAAUGGAGGAGAUCUCAUGUUUCAUAUGCAGAGGCAGCGGAAGCUUCCAGAGGAACAUGCCAGAUUUUAUGCUGCUGAAAUUUGCAUCGCUCUCAAUUUUCUGCAUGAGAAGGGCAUUAUUUACCGGGAUUUAAAACUGGACAAUGUACUAUUGGACCAGGAUGGCCAUAUCAAAAUUACAGACUAUGGCAUGUGCAAGGAGGGAAUCAGACCAGGUGACACUACCAGCACAUUCUGUGGGACGCCCAACUACAUCGCCCCAGAGAUCUUGAGGGGGGAGGAUUACGGGUUCAGUGUAGACUGGUGGGCUCUGGGCGUGCUCAUGUUUGAAAUGAUGGCAGGCCGAUCUCCCUUUGACAUCAUCACUGACAAUCCUGAUAUGAACACAGAGGAAUAUCUCUUCCAGGUCAUUUUGGAGAAGCCGAUACGGAUUCCCAGGUCAUUGUCUGUUAAGGCUGCGAGCGUGCUGAAAGGCUUUCUAAACAAGGACCCAAAAGAGAGGCUGGGAUGCCAAGUUCAGACCGGAUUCACAGACAUCAAGUCUCAUACAUUCUUCAGAAGCAUAGACUGGGACCAGUUGGAACAGAAGCAGGUGACGCCACCGUUCAAACCUCAGAUCACAGACGACUACGGUUUAGACAACUUUGACACGCAGUUCACCAACGAACCCGUGCAGCUAACACCAGACGACGAGGAUGUGAUAAAGAGAAUAGACCAGUCUGAGUUUGAGGGAUUCGAGUACAUUAAUCCUCUGCUGCUCUCCAAUGAAGAAACUGUAUGAGGGAAGAACAAUACGGCUGAUGUUUCUCUGCCUGCGGCUCCACAAGACUACUACAGCUGAGUUUAACUCAAACUCAGACAUGUGUCACACAGAAGAACUUUUCCUUAAAACUGUGUUAAAGACAAAAAGCAACACUAAGACUUCAAGUUUUGGACCCUGCUUGAGAUAUUUUGGGGUUACACUGGAAGACGAAAUGACUGGAGGACCUUCAGAAAACAAACUCAGAACUUUUCCCCAAAUUUCAGCUGUUGAUUGUCUUCCUGCUUCCCAGCAUCCUCUUUAAUUUUCACGCCCAUGUUUAUGUGUGCGCGCGCACUGUUGCCUGGGACUCUAGUUAGUUCCUUCGAUGUGUGCCUGCGUCCAUCAGAGACUACAUUUCCCAUCAACCAUAGCUAAAUAUGACUAACUUAAUGUGCACUUUUUAUUUUGUUUGAUUCCUUUUUUUUUUUCUUUAAUCUUGUAUGAGGCUCGUCCUCAAGCGAAACAAGAAUGUAUAAUGUUUAAAGAUAAAAAAGGAAAAAAAAAAAAAUGUUGUAUUAUAGUGUAGGUAGCCAAUCGAAGAAUUUAUGAUGCCUUCUAUGAUGCAAAGUGGCACAUUUUAAUUCAUGACCAUGAUGGUUUCAUCCACAGUGGGUAGCUGUGCUUCAAACCGCAAGCUUUUAACCGCCCAUGUUGUAUUUACAGAGUAAAUGGGAGAUAAAAAUGUGUUUUUUGAAGAAGUGCCUCAAAGAUCCAAAAUUCACCAUGCUCCAAACUGCUCUUAACUCCAUGUUAGAUUGGAGUUGGUUGCACCAUCCAAUGAGAAAGUGGGCUGCAGGUGUUAUUAUUAUUAUUUUUUUUUUACAUAACACAAACACACUGAUGCAUAUGUUGAAAUAAAACAUUAAAGUUAGACACUGAAUGAUCACAGAUACAUCAGACCAGCAGCAAUAUAACCAACCUAGGUUUAUUGGAAAAACGUUCCUCUAUCCAUGUUUUUGCGCAAAUUAUGGUUUUGGGGCAGAUUACUAAUUUAUAAGGAUUUUUUUUUGCACACUUCCUUGCAUGAUACUUUACAACCUCGAAACACAGUACGGUGCAUGAUUUGUAAUACAUUUUAAAAUUUGCACCACAUGACCUGCUCCAUACGUAUGGUUUUUCCACACGCUAAACUUGCUCGGUAGCUCACCCGGUACAGCAUUGCACUAGUCUUAGACGUGUAGAAGCUAGCUAAAAUCACAUAUUUGCUUCAUUUAUAUCUAGGGUGAGUAUGUUGUCCUCGAAUGCGAUUAGAGAAUUAAUCUCAGUUUUAUUUACGAACCACUACAUUCCAAAAAAAAACAAGCAACGUAAAACGCUGCCAGAUUUACGUUCAUCUAUCUCACGUAAAACAUUUCAUGUUGAGUGUGACGAAAUCAUAAUAUCAUUUUGCAUAAAUGUCGCCAUGGGGCACGUUUUUUUCCAAUGAGCCUGGGUUUAAUAUUACAGUAGAAUUUAACACAAACGCACACUGUAUUACAAAAAUGGCCGCGCCUCUCUCUGAUAAGAGGGUUUUGUGUCGUUGUACUCAUGUUGGUCUGUCAAUAACGUACUGUCUGAGACAUUGUGGAGAGCGAGAGAACACAAACAAGUGUUUGUACGUUAUGUCGCGGUAAAAUUGUGCAACAGUGAUGUGACUGAAUCUCAGAUGACCUAAACGCACGGUGCGAGCAGUCAUUGCAGUCGCUUAAAUUGAACCCAAUGCAACACUUAAUAUCAAACACAGUUAGCGCAGAAUGCUAAUCUUGUAUCAUUCGGUGGCCGCUUGUUCAGAAUGGAGUUCUUACUGUACUUGUAGAAUAUACUGUAUUCUGUCUACUAUUUUUAUUAAUAGUAGGUGAACGCUUUUCAGACAUUAGCAAACUACACUGUCACGUUACCUUGUGAUGUUGCAUAUAAGCGACUGAUAUUUAGUAUUUAAAAAAAACUAUUUUGUGUAAAAAUGCUGUGAGUGUUUACAGUAUAGCGAGACAGGAAAAAAAAGAAAGAGUUGGAAAUGGAAGAUCAAGUUGUGUGUAUUGCAUUGUGGGAUAUGUUAUUCUGCGCUGUGUGUGUCUUGGCAAACGUAGUAGGUCAUCUGGGUAUCCCAUGCAUACUGUGCACAGUAUACGUACUGCAGAGAUCGUGAGAGUAGCAUGUUAAUAGUACACUUCUACACGCAACUAAACCGUCAUGUCUAUUUAAAUUCCAAACCACACACACACGCAAAAAAAAAAAAUCAAAAAAUUAACUUCAAAAUCCGUAAAUUCCCUUUAAAGAGAAAAACAGCCAAUCACAGGCUAGCUCGACUGAUUAAUCCCUCACAGCGAUAAGGUAUUGUGUUAUUAAGAAACUAGAUAUGUUUUCUAUCUUCCAUUGCAUUUAAUCUCCCAAGUUUUUUUUUUUUUUUUGGUUUUUUUGGUUCCCCUCUUUUCCUGAAGAGCGAAGACGACACUCUCAGAUGUGAAUGCUUUGAUGAAAUCAGACCUGUAUGAAGAAUUGCUGCCAUGUUAACAGGAUUAAUUAGCUGCUUUUGUGUCAGACAGUAGCGAGAUUAGCAGACGGGCUAAGAACAAAGAGCGGCCCGGGAGAUAACAAGCGUGACGAACGAAACGAUAACGAGGCAGAGAGCAAAGCCAGAUUUCCCCACCGUGUUUUCAGCUCUCUAAUGAAAAGCCGGUACAAAAACGGGCACAACAUUUUGACGAACUCCUCCAUUUAUGAACGAUCGUUUGCGACAGGAACUUCAGGUGAAUGCAAACUGCCGACAAGUGGCAUUCCAGUACAGUUUGACAGGGCCGUUUUUUUAAGGUAAAGAUGUGGUCCUACGCAAAAUUCGCCCGAUUUUCAUUCCUGUACGCCAGUGGUUAUUUUUUUUUGCAAACUGUAUGAAAAACAGGUACUGCGGUAUAUUACAAAGGACCAAGUAAUAAAUCAUCUUCACCAGACCAACAGCUUAAUUUUCCACCGGGCUUGAGCUUAAUGUACAGAACCCACGUGAAAUGGUGUCAAAUUCACGAUUGUCCUUUUGUUGGGGUUUUAUUCAUGUUUAUAUUUGAGCUGGAAUGAGUUUGGCAUAAUUGUAAAUAUGUGUAAUUUAACCCUUAAAAUUUUCACAGAAAAAAAAGAAAGAAGUAAAUCUCGUUUCUGCAUCAUUAUAAGAGAUAUCUGAAUCCAGUGUCCUAGCCGCUAGUCUCAAACUUAGAGCCCAAGACUGCAAUAAAAUACGAGUUCCUGUCCCUGAAAACAUUUUAAGCAAGAACUUUCUGUUAUUUAUCAACUUGCCAAAUACAAAAGAUGUCGCAAGCCGUUUUCUGCUUAUGUUUCUUUUUCGGUUUCCUUACGUCGAGUCCAAAGCAAAUGACGCUCUUAACGAUGUGCUACAGGGGAAUACUUUUAUAUUUGAAGUGUUUGUUUUAUAAAUUAUUGUAAAUGAAAGCUCUAGUAGAGUUUCUGUGGGCUGAGGGUUGGGAGAGAGAGAUGUGAACAUGUCUUUUGGUUUUAUGAAGUUAAGUCUUAAGCAUCUUAGAUAACAACUGUAAAUCAGUAAAUGUUCAUUGUACUGAC